AUGUCCUGCCAAACAUGUUCAUCCGAACUUCCCCCCAAUAUCUUCAAACAAUCAUUCAUCACUCCCUGUUGUUCCACUCCGAUAUGUCCAAGUUGCAUCAACAGGAAUCCGAGAUUGAAAGAAUAUAUACCAUGUCUGAGAUGUGGUGAUCCUCGUACAUCCGAACUGAAAGGUGGGGCUAGUAUAUCCAGACUCGGUGAGUCAAAUGGGAGUAGAAAUGAUAUUGGUCUAGCAAGAGAUGUAGUAAGGAGUAAUGGGGAUGAGGUUGUAUUUGAAAUUGGUGAUUCCGAUGAUGAUGAUGAUGAGGACGACGCAGAUGCACCACCAGGAUAUGAAGAUAUCAGUUCUCAGCAGAACAAUGACACCAAUCGAAACGAACAGAUCAUCCGAGACGGUACAAUCAACGAAGACUUGUCAGAAAGCGAAUUAGAUACAUCGAAAGAGCCUACCGACACGUCAACGCCAGAUAAUACCAUUUCUACUCCUGCGGUCAUCCCAACGGCAGGUGAAGGGAAAUGCGAGACAGUCGAAGUGACACAUCAAAUCCAAAAAUCCGAUACACUCCUAUCCAUUUCAAGGCGGUACGCAACUGAUCCUCACGAGCUCCUAUCAUUGAACAACCUGCCAUACACCGCCUUAUCCACUCAUCCUCGUAUCCUUCAUACCCGAAAAACACUAAUCAUCUUACGUCGUCAAAUCCCGUUAUCCAAGAUACCUUCACAUCCAUAUACCUCACCGCCACAACCCGAUGGAAAUGUAAACAACGAAGAAAGGGAGAAAUCCAAACAACUGAAAAGAUUUCAACUCCUGACUAAAAAUACAGAUCUGGGCAUUGCCAAUACCUAUCUCAACCUUUCGGAAUUAGAAGAAUCACUCGGAGAUGAUCCACUGGAAAGUGGAAGUGGGGAAACAAUCGAUGGUCAUAAGAAAAAGCAAUUCGCGAAUAAAGAGAAUAGGGAACAGAGAGCUUUGGAGAGUUUCUUUGAGGAUGAUGAGUGGGAGAAAGAGCAUGGUGGUAGUUUAUCGAAAUUGAGGGUCAAUGUGAAACAGAGUACUGGGCAAGGGAAAGGGAAAGGAGGAGGAUCUAGCUGGAAUAUCUUAUCAGCAGGAGGUAUGAAAGUCCAGUGA
Kwoniella botswanensis is the source of this 1128-nucleotide messenger RNA. RefSeq lists its product as uncharacterized. The coding region runs from base 1 to 1128 and encodes 375 amino acids. The record is from RefSeq and is a predicted model, not a curated record. NCBI's taxonomy places the organism in Eukaryota, Fungi, Basidiomycota, Tremellomycetes, Tremellales, Cryptococcaceae. The transcript has 2 exons.